Molecule: messenger RNA, 423 nt
Organism: Rotaria socialis
Lineage: Eukaryota; Metazoa; Rotifera; Eurotatoria; Philodinida; Philodinidae
Source: the annotation of a GenBank genome assembly
AUGUGUGGACGUUCAAAUCUCGCUAUAACUAUUUCGUCCAACGGAAUAUUCCAGGGUCACUUACUCAAACUAUGGAAUGCACCUCUUUCCUUCGAACAGAUCCAUGACUGGACUCGUCGAUAUGGCUCGAUUUAUGGUAUUUUCGAAGGAACACAUCCAGUCUAUAUUGUAUUUGAUGUUGAUUUUCUACAAGACGUUUAUAUAAAGCAAAUCUCAUCCUUUCAUUCUCGUCCCUUAAAUUUUCUUGCAAGAAUACUCCAAGGCAAAGGAUCACAUCUAUUUUUUCCAAAAGGCAAUCAAUGGCGACGCCAAAGACACUUUAUCAAUCCAACUUUUACAUCAGCAAAAUUGAAAAUUAUGAUGCCCCUUCUAACUAAAUGCAUCCAAUCGUUGAUGGUGAAAGAUGACAAGAUGAACGGCUAA